AUGGUUUCUGACUCUAACAAGAUGGAUAAUUUUGUCACUAGCGCUGUUCAAUUUGUGGAAGAAUAUGGAUUUGAUGGAAUUGACAUAGAUUGGGAAUUUUGUGGUGAUCACCAAGGUUGGAAAUUUGUUGAUUUAUUAAAGAAAUUACGUCAGAGUCUACCUCUGCAAUAUAUCUUAACAAUAGCUGCUCCAGGAGGACAACAAAAUAUUCAAAACCUUAAGAUCAAAGAAAUGGAUCAAUACCUCACAUUCUGGAAUUUAAUGUGUUAUGAUUUUUCAGGUCAAGGUUGGUCAACUACCACUGGUUAUCAUUCGAAUCUAUUUGGUGCUAACGGAGAUAAUGAUAUGAAUGCAGCUGAUAUUGUACAGACUUAUUUACAAAAUGGUGUGCUGCCUUCAAAAUUGAUCUUAGGUCAACCAAUGUAUGGAAGAGUAUUUUCUGGUGUUGGUUCAAACUCAAUAAGUAAAAAAUUUGCUAAGCAAGAUGGAGAAGAUACUAUGAAUUAUAAUGAGAUUAAUCAGGAGCAAAGCGAGUUUGAUCAUAAAAAAGUAAGCGCUUAUUCAUAUGAUCCCAAAACUAAAAAAUAUAUAUCCUAUGAUAACCCACAGAGUGCUAAAGUCAAAAGCCAAUUUGUUAAACUGAAAAACUUGGGAGGUGGAAUGUGGUGGGAUUCAUCAGGUGAUAAACAAGGAGAAGAUUCACUAGUUUAUAAUUUUGUUAAUCAAUUAGGUGGUGUUGAUUCGCUAGAUAACUCAGAAAAUAAUCUAUCCUAUCCAAGAAGUAAAUAUCUUAAGAACUUACAAUAA
Molecule: messenger RNA, 807 nt
Organism: Lodderomyces jiufengensis
Lineage: Eukaryota; Fungi; Ascomycota; Pichiomycetes; Serinales; Debaryomycetaceae
Gene: CHT4
Product: putative chitinase
Exons: 1
Coding region: 1-807 (268 amino acids)
Biological process (GO): chitin catabolic process; carbohydrate metabolic process
Cellular component (GO): extracellular region
Molecular function (GO): chitin binding; chitinase activity
Source: RefSeq, a predicted model, not a curated record